Molecule: messenger RNA, 659 nt
Organism: Phaedon cochleariae (mustard beetle)
Lineage: Eukaryota; Metazoa; Arthropoda; Insecta; Coleoptera; Chrysomelidae
Source: the annotation of a GenBank genome assembly
AGCACAUUGGUGUCUGCGAUUAUGAAGACAGGGUAGAUUGUUCAAAAAAACCUGUGAUUUAUCAGCGAGCAGUCAACACUGAUCCAUCAGCAUCCAAACAUGAAGGAAGUAACGUUGAAUGUCCAGUGGAAUUUGGGGCUUAUCGAGACAAAACUAAUUGUGGCUCGUACUACACAUGCGUUUCCUAUAAAAUUGUUGCCAAACAUGAUUGCCCAUCAGGAUUUCUUUACAACGAUGAAAUUGGCAUUUGCGACUAUCCCAACAGAGUGGACUGCAACAAAACACCGAAUGUUUUUCAACGAAAGAACCAUUUCGUUCCGCAACUUCCAGAAGCUUACAUGGAUAAAAUAAAGAGCUGUACGCCCGGAACAGUGUUGCGUCUGAACCCGCAAUGCUCGGCAGCAUGCCUCUGUCGUAACGGAGUAGCAGAAAUCAUCCAGUGUCCCGCUGGGACCUCCUACGAUUCCUCGUCAGAUAAAUGCGUGUCGCCCCAUCUAGCAAAGUGCUGAGACGGUUUGGUCAAGCUGAUGUCAAAGACUGAUGUUGAGAACGAUAAUUUCUAAAACUUCGAAAUAGUAUGGAUGAUGCAAUAUAGAAUAAUAUGGUAAAGGCGCGAGUGGAUCUGUGAAUUGUUACAUAUACAACACAUCUCAAUAGAG